UUGAAAGUCGACCAACUAUAGAGCCAUAGUUUUUUUUAACUAAUAAGAGACUGUUCUCCUAAAUAAUAAGAACAUUAACAUAUAAGAUUGUAAUAUUUCGAAAAUGGGUGAUAGUAGAAUUUGUGAUAUAAGCGAUGAAGUUCGAGCAAAAUUAAAAGAGUUCCGUUUUCGAAAAACUCAAAUAAACUCAGCACUCAUAUUAAAAGUCGACCGCGAGAAACAACUUGUUGUUAUUGACGAUGCCAUAGAUGACAUUUCUGUUGAAGAUUUACAGGAGCAACUGCCAGGACAUCAGCCACGUUAUGUUAUUUACACAUACAAAAUGGUGCAUGAUGAUUCUCGAAUAUCAUAUCCUAUGUGUUUCAUCUUCUAUACACCACGAGAUAGCCAAAUUGAAUUGCAGAUGAUGUAUGCUUGCACUAAAAGUGCCCUACAACGGGAGGUGGACCUAACACGGGUCUACGAAAUACGUGAAUUAGAUGAAUUAACUGAAGAAUGGUUAAAGGAAAAGUUGAGUAAAUGAGGCAGGCACAUGUACAAACACACGAAACAAUGCCAAUCAAGCAAUAUACAAUAAAUAUCAACCACUUUGCAUUUAGAAUUCGUCUGAAGCGGACGCUUCGGGAUUCGAUGCUUAGUCAUCGUUAUACACAGUACAGUUAUAACUGUACAUUGGUUUUAA
Messenger RNA from Stomoxys calcitrans (stable fly), 682 nucleotides. RefSeq names its product glia maturation factor gamma (gene GMF). The coding region runs from base 104 to 523 and encodes 139 amino acids. Gene Ontology annotation, biological process: actin filament debranching; negative regulation of Arp2/3 complex-mediated actin nucleation. The record is from RefSeq and is a predicted model, not a curated record. Gene Ontology annotation, molecular function: actin binding; Arp2/3 complex binding. The transcript is spliced from 3 exons. NCBI's taxonomy places the organism in Eukaryota, Metazoa, Arthropoda, Insecta, Diptera, Muscidae. Gene Ontology annotation, cellular component: actin cortical patch.